Messenger RNA from Macadamia integrifolia, 503 nucleotides. Its product is annotated as TMV resistance protein N-like. The transcript has a single exon. Gene Ontology annotation, biological process: signal transduction. The annotation marks the transcript as partial. The record is from RefSeq and is a predicted model, not a curated record. Lineage: Eukaryota; Viridiplantae; Streptophyta; Magnoliopsida; Proteales; Proteaceae.
AUGGCCGCUGCCGCUCCCACAGUCGUCCCGUCUUCAUCAACCUCAUCGUCCACGAUUCAGUGGGAUGUAUUCUUAAGUUUUAGAGGAGCAGACACACGGGACAACUUCACAUCUCACCUCUAUGGGGCCCUGGUCAGUAAAGGGAUCAAAACUUUCAAGGAUGACGAGGAACUAAAAAAAGGAGAGCUGAUCUCUGAAGCGUUGGAAAAAACAAUCAAGAAAUCAAGAAUUUCCAUAAUCAUAUUCUCGAGGAACUAUGCCAAUUCCAGAUGGUGCUUAGAAGAACUGGCCUUGAUUAUGGAACGCUGGAAAAAGAAUGGCCAAAAGGUUAUUCCAAUUUUCCUCAAGGGUAUCGAUCAAUUGGACGUACAGCACCAGAAAGAGAGUUUUGGAGAGCCUUUUGGAGAGCACGAAAAGAAAUUCGACCGAAAGACGGUGGAAACGUGGAGGUCAGCCCUGAGAGCAGCUGCUCAACUCCCCGGAUGGAGCUUUAUUGAUUUUAG